AUUUCAAUCAUUCAAGGGGAAAAAACAACAUAAGAGAAACCAAAGCAAAAGAAAAAAGAGUAAAGAUGUCUUCAGAUUACUCACCUUCUUCAUCUCACCAAGAAUAUUCUAUCAACAGCUUCCUCUCAAGAAAAUUGCUUCAGCAACUUCCUUUCCAUCACAACAUACAGCAACAACAACAAGCUCAAGGACCAGACAAGACCAACUUGAGGGGCAACAUUCUCCUGCUUCUCUCUAUCCUUGUCUGCGGCAUCAUCUGCUCACUAGGGAUGCAUUACAUAAUCCGUUGCGCGUUUAGACGUUCCACGAGUUUCAUGAUCUCUGAUCCCAUCUCAAUCCCGUCCACGCCACGAGGCUCAGCAGCAGCAAACAAAGGCAUCAAGAAGAAAGUUCUCAAGAUGUUCCCGGUAGUGACUUACUCGCCUGAGAUGAACUUGUCAGGGGUCGGCGAAGAGUGUGUCAUUUGCUUGUCUGAUUUUGUUGCUGGAGAACAGAUAAGGCUGCUUCCUAAGUGCAACCAUGGGUUCCACGUUCGUUGUAUCGACAAGUGGCUUACACAACAUAUGACUUGUCCGAAAUGCAGACACUGUCUGGUUGAUACAUGUCAAAAAAUCUUAGGAGAGUGCGAUGAAGCUGAAGAGGUUGCAGCAACACCAAGGGAGAGCAUAGAUGUUAGAAUUGAUCCUCUAGAACCUGAAGCAAGAGCCAACACUUUCAGAGAAAGCAGCUAGAGAGUAUGUGCCAAUAAACAACUAGAUUUUCAAGAUUUUAGUUCUUCAACAAGAUUGGAACAUAGUUUAUGUCCCUAGCCAGUAGGAUUCCAAAAUCAAACACAAUGGAGCUUUUGUUUGUUUUUCUUUUUGCCCUAAUGUUCAAAAUGUACAGAGAAUAUACCUUAAGCUUUCCAUGGCAUCAUAACUUCAUCAGA
Messenger RNA from Brassica oleracea var. oleracea, 928 nucleotides. Its product is annotated as RING-H2 finger protein ATL77-like. Gene Ontology annotation, biological process: protein ubiquitination. The coding region runs from base 66 to 731 and encodes 221 amino acids. Gene Ontology annotation, molecular function: transferase activity. Lineage: Eukaryota; Viridiplantae; Streptophyta; Magnoliopsida; Brassicales; Brassicaceae. The transcript has a single exon. The record is from RefSeq and is a predicted model, not a curated record.